GUGGAACUACAAGCCCCAUCAUACCUCUGGGCUCUGAUGAAGAGGCUUUAUGCUUUGAAACGCGUCAGCCGGCAGUGACCCUCUUUACUUCCUCCAUGACCCUUUGGAGCGUGGUUCAGGUUCUACAUGCUGCAGCCUGUAUGGAAUAAGUUUCUUGUUGCGUAUCUUUCUACCACAAUUGACUGUGCCUCCACACCGGAAGAGGAUGACUCAGAGGCUGUGACCAGCGGCAGCCAUGGCAAGCUUGACACCCCUCCUCCUAAUCUGUCAUGCGAUCUUCCUGGUCUCGGCUAUUCUGCAGCCUCCAACAAAUCUCACACUCGUUUCUAAAAACUUUGAGCACAUCCUGACCUGGGAUGACCCUAACAAUAUAUCGGUUAUCUACUACAAAGUGGACUAUCAGGAUGGAGGAGGCACUUCAGUCAGUAGCAAAAGCUGUUCCAAUAUCACAAGCCGGCACUGCGACUUGACCAAGGAUUUCAUAGAUGUUGUGUCGAGGUAUUUUCUCCAAGUCCGCAGUUUCACAGAUCAUGAAGUCUCCAAUAUAGCUGUUUUGUCUUACGGUUUUACCCCGCUUGAAGAAACCACGUUGGGCCCAGCUUUAGUGGAUGUGGUUCCCUGCAUUCAUUGUAUUAACGUGUCUAUCCAUCCUCCAAUCUCUCAUUUAUGGGAUGAAAUCAAGCAGCACAAUGUUUCCAUGGUCAGUGACGAGGUCUAUCCAUAUCUGGAGUACACAGUCCAUUUUGUAGACUCUGCAGAGAGUUCGCACACCACAAAGCUGACUACCCUGAAUGCUACAGUUAUCUUAAAUCUGCGGCCAAAUACAAAUUACUGUGUGUCGGUUGACAUAACAUCAGAAUCCAAUAUAGUACCUAAUAUACAAUCCCCACUGAAAUGUGCCAUCACAGGAGACGUCUCCAGAGUCGACAGAACGCAUGUGAUUCUCCCCGCGGUGUGCGGCAGCUUACUGCUUGUUGGACUUUUACUGUGUUUAUUUGCACUAGACAAAGCUGGAUACAUAGGCAUGCACAGGAAAUUCUUCCCAAAAAUGUUGAAAUCCUUGCCCCAGUCGGAGAGUAGAUACAGUGGAAGUAACGAAUGCAUUUCUCCGACAUACAUUGUACCAGUGGAAGUAGUAAGCAAGGAGAUAGAUGUGGAGAAAAACCAAGAAAGUGAAGACCACUACAAAGAAGGGGGCUACGCCAGCAGGAAAAAACUAUUGGACAGUGACACCAGUGCAGGAGACAGCAGUGGUGCAGUCCUUUCAUGUAAUUCUUCAUCUUUAGAGUCCAGUGAUCAGAUGACUGGAUCCUCGGAUGAAGAGAGAAUCUCCACAAUGCACCCAGUAGACUUGGACAUAAUCACAGAUUCAUCUGGGAGUUUCUCACCAAUACCAACCACUGCCUUAGAAUCGUCUUCAGACCUCUCGUUCAACAACAGCGGGGUCUUCAACGUCAACCUAAACUCCAUAUGUAUGGGAAAUCCAGUAAAUACAUGGACAGGCCUCGAAAAUGGAGGAUCUUUGGAAGUAAAGGCGACUGAUGAAGCAGAUAUGAAGUCAGACCAAGGGCUCUCACUCAAUGGGGACAUCAGUGCAUGUACAUCGAUUGUAUUAGUAGAUUUGCAACCAACGCCAAUUGAGUAUGACAGUGAUAAUUAUGAAGACGACCUUUCAGAUAAUGGUGAUAAUUGUGAUGUUGAUGAUCAAGUUGUUUCAGGGUACAUGAGACGGUGAACUGGACACUAUACAGUUUUUUUUACCACUUGUAUUUUUUUAUAUUUUCUUUUUAUAUUUCUCAUUUUUUUUUUUUUUUUACUGUGUAAUACCAUGGGAACACAACUGGUCAAUAUGGAGCCUUUGGUUUUCUGUGCAGAAUUGGAAUUGUGGGAAUUCCAAAUAUAUACGUCUUUUAUAUUUUAGUAAGGAAACUGUAAACCAGAUUCCUUCUUUAUGGUAAUUUUGCAUUUUACUAUGUCAAACCAAACUCCCUUAUGUGUCAAGAACUGAAACAUAGAGACUAAAAACAGACAUUUCACCUAGUAUAAUCUCAGGAAAACUAUAAAAUGUACUUUUUUAUUAUAUUCAUACAUAAUUUAAAAGUUACCUCUGCAGCUCACACUCCAAGAUCCAGAAGUGAAGACACAGAAUCAAACAAAUCCCUAAAAAGGUAAAAAAAAAAAAGCAAAUACAGUGUAUACAAUUGCAA
Molecule: messenger RNA, 2207 nt
Organism: Rana temporaria (common frog)
Lineage: Eukaryota; Metazoa; Chordata; Amphibia; Anura; Ranidae
Product: interferon alpha/beta receptor 2-like
Exons: 8
Coding region: 236-1735 (499 amino acids)
Molecular function (GO): protein binding
Source: RefSeq, a predicted model, not a curated record